AUGCCACCAUUUUUAAUCACAUCUCCCAAGAUUGCACCGCAACCCCCUGGGGCACAGGAUGCUUCCGAUAUAGGAGUGGCAUCGUUGCCGGGCCCUCCGAUAACGGAUGAUGCGGCCCUCCGCCAAGGGGCCAAUGCUCUGCGACUGCUCUUGAACGAAUACCAAGUGACGGUGCUGAGAGACCUCGUCCUCUUCUGGCUCGCCAAGGGAGACAAUCUAGCCCUCGCCGAACCGUUUGUCGAGGCCUGCACUGAAAGCGUGGUGCCCUUCUUCGCGGCCGUGUCCCAAGAUGAGGACUGGCAUGUGGGCUGCGCCAGGCUUCUGCUGCAGAAUUCCUCCCAGCCCUUGAGGUUCAAUGCCGAUACCAGUGGCCCCGUGUGGGUGUCGCAAUUUGUGGGUACCAACCUCCGAUGGGAGGCCCUGGGGAUCUUCUUCCUGGCUGUCAGUCGGGCCACCCUCGAUGUUGCUGCCUUCCCGCAGCUCUAUCUGACCCGCGAGGCAAACCGUACCCUCCGCACGCUAUGUGGCACGCUCAGUGACCAUGCCUUGGAGAUCGUGUUGUCUCUGGAUUGCCUGAAUGAUCUGCAACUGGUUUUGCAGUACGAAAAUCUCAUCAUGCACUCGUUGGUGGAUGGCGACCACAGCUAUCAUUCCUGGCGGAAGAUUGGGGAUGUCAUCUCGUCCAUCUUUCACCUGGGAUAUCACGACGAUAUUGAUGCAAAACCCGACGCGCCCGACUUCCUCACCCAGUUACGGAAGACCGCGUUUGCCCGGAUCUAUUCCACCGACAAAAAUCUGGCAAGCUUCCUGGGCCGACCCCCUCGCAUGACGAAGCGAUUUUCCACCUUGCAAAUCCCCUCCAGCUUCCCAGACCCACAAGGAGACAGCACUGCAUGGGACCCGAAUGCUAAGGCGAGCUACAGGGCAGAGACACGAUGGUCGGCCCUGUGCGCGUCGUUAAAGGAGGAGAUUUCGGAACUGGCGCGGGAUAAGAGUAAUGAGAUACCUGCAGAGCGAAUUGGUGCAAUCAAGGACCAGGCAGAAGCACACUGGCAAGCCCUGCCCCCUCAAUUCCAAAUAGAGGGCAGCCUCGCAACUCAUGACCAACUUUCGUCCUUUGAGAGAGACUUUCUGAUCAGCACUCGACUCAACCAUCUCCAUGUCCUCUUCCUCCUUCAACCCCUGGCACUCACCACCCCGUCUGAGCCUGACUCCUCAAUUCAUGAUAAGCAAUUGAUUAACUCUGGAACCGGUCUGCUCUGGAAGAUUGUUCAUUAUGGUCUCCCGGCGGCUGGGAUGCUACUGCUGGCAAUGCUUAAGCAACGACAUGCGCCCAUGCCGACGGGAUUGUCCCGAGCGAAGGUGCUGCAGGAGUUGAGCGUCUUUGUGGUGGAAAUCCAGAAAGGAAUGAUUGUGAAACGCGGCGAUCCAAUCUAUGUUCUGCUAUCCCAGGCCACUCACACGAUCCAGAGGGUGCUUGAGUCAUUCCACCUGGGGCGGACCGAGGCCGGGUGGGAGGCAGGCGAUGCCAACACACAUCUAGCGGACGACUGGGGGGUUACACUGGGACCAGAUGUAUGGGACUUUGAAACCGGGUUCUGGGACAGCUUGGUCGACCAUCCCUCUCCUGCUACCCUGGAACCCCAUUUCACUCGCUCACAGACCUAAGCUCUCGAUUCAAACUCCUUCUUCACAGCAUCCGCAAAGGUCCUCACCCCGUCCUCGAGAUCCUCUCGGGCUGCGGCCGCAUAGGUCAUUCAGAAAUGUAGGGCUUGGUGGAGCGCGCUGUUGCAGCCAAACAAGG
This is a messenger RNA of Aspergillus ibericus CBS 121593, 1804 nucleotides long. RefSeq names its product fungal specific transcription factor domain-containing protein. Gene Ontology annotation, cellular component: nucleus. Bases 1 to 1668 code for a protein of 555 amino acids. The record is from RefSeq and is a predicted model, not a curated record. Lineage: Eukaryota; Fungi; Ascomycota; Eurotiomycetes; Eurotiales; Aspergillaceae. The transcript has 5 exons.